AUGCCGCAAGUACAAGAACAUCGACAGAGUGUGGUGCGAAUAGUAGUCCAGUUGAGGGCGUCACCAUUUGCACAGAUCAUCCUGGAUCAGGCUAUGGAGAAAAUCAAAAUGACGACAUGUUGGGCUGCAGCGGAUUGGUUCAACCAUCUUGGGAAUGGAACGAUUGACAGCUUUCAGAAGUUUACUGAGAUGUUUGUAGGGCGGUAUAUUAUUAAAAGUGUGCGACAAAGAACUUUAGGGGAAUUGAUGGCGAUUGAGCAGAAAGAAGAUGAGUCUCUAAGGGACUACAUUAGAAGGUUUAAUGUCGAGGCCAACACAAUCCCAAAGUUGCUGCAAGAAAUAGCGGUUAUGGCGUUGGUGAAUGGCCUUAACGACUUAGAGUUUAAGAGGUACUUGACCAGGAAGAAUCUGUCGACACUGGCAGUGGCUUUUAACAAAGCUCAUGAAUACAUAAAGAGUGAAGAAUUGAUGAAAACAAGCAGCCAAGUUGGUUCAGCCAAUAGAAUCAUCCUAUAUUGGAGGGAGGAUCUUCAGGAGGAGGAAGGCCGAAGAACCCGACCACAAUAA
Chenopodium quinoa (quinoa) is the source of this 567-nucleotide messenger RNA. RefSeq lists its product as uncharacterized. The transcript is spliced from 2 exons. Bases 1 to 567 code for a protein of 188 amino acids. The record is from RefSeq and is a predicted model, not a curated record. Lineage: Eukaryota; Viridiplantae; Streptophyta; Magnoliopsida; Caryophyllales; Amaranthaceae.